AUGGAUAGCUUGAUCAAGCAAACAAGGAGGAAGCAUCCAGCUUCCCAGGAAAAAACUGGUGAGGUUAGUAGCUCCACUAGAGAGAAGAAAGUACCAGCAAGGAAGUCUGUUUCAUUCAAAGAAGAUAAGAAGAAGCCCCAAAACUGGUUACAGAAGCAGUUCUCGAGGCAAAUGAGCGGCCAGAGUUAUGACCCGAUAAGGGACAUGGACCACGCAGCUGCAGUUGCAGCAACUGCUUAUGCCAUUGCCACUUUUGAAGAAACAUGGUUAGAGAGUUAUCAUAGUGGCCUUGAACUUGGACCUUCUUUGACAAGGAGCAAGAGCAGAAAAAAUGGGUUACCUUUCGAGGAACCGAGAAGAUUCUCAGAACAACUUUCGUUUCUAGAACCAGAGGCGCAAGAUCAUAGACUUCCCACGGUAAAGCCCUCAGUGAGAAAGUCACCGUCGGUCAAAAAGACUCCGACUUUCGCCAUGCAUUUGAGAGAAGAUCACACCAAACAUAGUGAAGAUUCGGUUCCUGAACCAAUGCGGAUACAACCACCGCAGAGUUCUGUGCAUACUAGUCGAAAAGGUGAUUCCACGGCUGAUGCUUGGGAAAAAGCUGAACUAGCUAAGAUCAACGCAAGGUAUGAGAAGUUAAACAGAAAGAUCGAUUUGUGGGAAGCGAAGAAGAGGGACAAAGCUCGAAGGAAGCUGGACAAAUCUGAGCAGAGCGAAAUGGAACAGAGGAGGAGGAGAGGUUUGCAGAGAUUUAGAGAAGACACUGAAUACAUUGAACACAUUUCAGCCGGAGCCAGAGCUCAGGCGGAUAAACAGAGACACAGCGAAGAGUUGAAGGCGAAAGAGAAAGCCAGGAUUAUCCGUAGUACCGGAAAACUCCCUGGAAAAGCAUGUCUCUGUUUCUGA
Arabis nemorensis is the source of this 906-nucleotide messenger RNA. Lineage: Eukaryota; Viridiplantae; Streptophyta; Magnoliopsida; Brassicales; Brassicaceae. The record is from the annotation of a GenBank genome assembly.